Messenger RNA from Ziziphus jujuba (common jujube), 2552 nucleotides. RefSeq lists its product as uncharacterized. Gene Ontology annotation, biological process: gluconeogenesis. The transcript has 11 exons. Gene Ontology annotation, molecular function: ATP binding; phosphoenolpyruvate carboxykinase (ATP) activity. The record is from RefSeq and is a predicted model, not a curated record. Lineage: Eukaryota; Viridiplantae; Streptophyta; Magnoliopsida; Rosales; Rhamnaceae. The coding region runs from base 226 to 1527 and encodes 433 amino acids. Gene Ontology annotation, cellular component: cytosol.
UUUUAUAAAAAAUAAUAAUUAAUAAAAUAAAUAAAUAAAUAGGAAGCAGUGAUUGAAUAUUAAUAUGAUGCGUGCAUAUAUAGCAAUUAGCAAGUUGCAUGCGUGGAGUGCCGAAAAUCCCAAUUCACACACUGUCCCACUCCCACACAGACGGUACGGACGGGGUGAGGUUUUGAUUUGGAUCAUCAGACGACUCGCUGCUGAGUGAGUAGUCAGAAGAAAAGGAUGAGCAGCUUGGCUCUGCUCAAGCGCUUCAUCCCAACCUCAUUAUCAUCGUCUUCCAUCUACCCAAUUUCCAUCUCCUACAUCUCCGCGCGUAAUUCAGCUUCGGCCUCACUUGCUGAAGAUGAAGCUACAGUUGUGUGUCCUAUUCCUAGGGAAAGCCCUGGAUUUUCUGACGGUCUUCAUUGGGCUUUGGCUGGAAAGGGUGUAAUAGUGAAAGACAAAGUCUUUCGGAACUUGCACUCUUCUGAGCUUCAGCAACAUGGCGCAAUCAUUUCAGAGUCUUUGUCAGGACUUCCAGUCCGUGUUAGAGGACAUGUCUUUGGAGAGGCUUCGGAAAUAUCGAGGGCGCAAUAUAGUAAACUCCUAAAGCAGGUCACAAAUCACAUAUCAUCCAUCUCAAAAAUUUUUGUUCAUGAUGGGGCAAUUGGUUUAUCACCAAAAUAUGAUGCUAAAGUUCGUAUUAUAAGUGAUAGUCCUUCUGCUGUGUUAUCACUCUCCAAUAUUCUCUGGAAGACUCCGAGUCGAGCAGUUUCACAUGACUCUUGUCCUUUGACACUUUACGUGGCUACUUCUAUAAGUGUUGUGUUAUACCAUGCAGUCCAGAUGUUGAGGAGAGUAUCAGUCUUGGAUCUCAAGGAAGUAAUGGAUUUAUCGUUGCCGAUUUUGAGAGUUCAUCACUUGUUUUAUGUGGUAAAGCUUUUGCGGAUGCAAAUGGAACUAAAGAAACUCUUUCUGCCUUGUCUGCACCUAUCAUUUCUGCACGGGGAGGACUUCCUCUAUCUGCAAGAUACCGUUAGGAGUUGUGCGGAUCUGUUACUAUCUGCAGAUGCUGGUGUAAUUCUUUCAUCUGAUGGGGUUGCUACAUUGUUUCCAAAUGGAAGUCCUGGUGACUCAAAUCUGUUCAAAUUGCCAGCUGCUGUUAUCAUCACAUCUUCUGAUAGUUCCGGUGUAAUCCCUUUGGUAUCAAAGCUCUCCCCUGCCCAGGCAGCUUAUCACUUCCUUGCUGGUUAUCAGAAGGGGAAGUUCAUGCCUGCAUACAGCAAAGGACCUUCGUCCUUUGAUGCCUUGGAACUAGCCAAGGCUUUUCUCUCCAAGCUGAAAGAGAAUGAAAUCUCCUCCUUCCUAGUUAAUGUUAGUGGAGCAGAAAAGAGGCUAACUGGUAAAGAUUUCAUCAAGUUGGUAGAAUCAGCUCUGUCCGAGGACAUCCCACCAUUUCAAGCUAAAGGUAGUGAUCUUCAAAAGAAGUACAAGAACUUUUUAUCAGGAAAAUUCCAAGAACUGCCAGAGGAAUUCUCAUUCUGAGACUGUUGAAUUACAUGCCCCUGCAAUGCUUGGUGCCUUUUACGUUUGCUUACUCCUCUCCUGUUGGCCAUUAACAAAGCCAUGAAAGGAGAAUGUCAAUGGCAUAAUUGGCAACAGUGUAUUGUAGGUAUGGAUCAUGUUUUUCAUUCUUGCUGCUGCAAGGCUUCAUUUCUCCUGUGCUUUAUCAUCAGCAUGGCAUGAGCACUUGACUACAUGGUAUAUGCAAGAAUCUGCAUUUCAAAUAGUUGCCUUUACCCUUUGCUGUUGGAUUACUAGUGAAGAAGGAUCAUGGCACUUGACAAUACGGGACAUAGAAAAAAGAAGGUGAAAAGGAGGUAAGCCUGAGAGGAGCAUAAAAAUAAACAGCAAAAUUUGAUAAUACAUAAAAGGUUAAUGAGAUGAAAUUGGCAGAAGAAGAGAAGAAACAAACUGAGAGAGACAAUAUGGAUAGUUUUUAACCUAGUACCGAAAUGCGCCGUGCUAGUGCCAGACAUAUGGCAUUGUUUUUGUUAUUUUUAAAAACCUUGUGAUUUUAGUAAUAAGGUGGUUUUUUUCUGCAUGCAAACAACACCACAGCCCCACCAUCAUUAUAAAAACCAGAGAGAGUUUUGUGCAUUUUUUUGGAGCAAAAUCAGUAGAGAAAGGUGGCAGAGGGAAAGUCAGCAGAAUGAUAAGUUAAUAGAGUAGAGAAGGGGACAACAACCAACCAAACAUAAUCUAAUCAUGUGGAACCCCCAUCUUAUAAUACAUAAUAAUGGAAGUAGGCCAUGUUUCUGUCGGAGUUCCUGUUUAGGUUGUGUUGGUUUUAGAGCUUGUCAAAACCAAUAAUAAAGAGGGCAAGCUGCUUCUCUACUCUCUUUGAGUCUCCACUUGAAAGAAUGACGAUGUUCUGGGGCCCUCUUCAACUCCUUUUAUUGUUUCUGUGCAAAUAAUUUUGAGUGUUCUUCAAUAACUCUUAUUGAUCUUUACUGAUUACUUAGAUUGGUACAUACGCAAUUUAGACUGCACUAGCUGUUGUCAUUGUU